Molecule: messenger RNA, 1638 nt
Organism: Lampris incognitus (smalleye Pacific opah)
Lineage: Eukaryota; Metazoa; Chordata; Actinopteri; Lampriformes; Lampridae
Gene: pgap2
Product: post-GPI attachment to proteins 2
Exons: 7
Coding region: 508-1272 (254 amino acids)
Biological process (GO): GPI anchor biosynthetic process
Cellular component (GO): Golgi membrane; endoplasmic reticulum membrane
Source: RefSeq, a predicted model, not a curated record
CCUAAAUUUAAUCAAUCAAAGGCAGGCGUUUCCGAAUGGGUUGGAAAAAUAUCUCGCCAAUGGACUGGCUUCUUGUUGACAUUCUCACAGUAGUACUUCCGGAUGACAAGCGCUUCGUCAGCCUCAUGCCGACCGGUAACAGGGUGGUGAAAGUCAACGUUAGACAGUUGAAGACAAAUCAAAAUUAAAAAAUAUGCCGAGAAAGUCACGUUAAUCCUAUAAAAAUCCAUAUACCCAACCUCUGGUUAGCAACAACCUUGAGUGAUAACCGAUGUUCUGUCGAUAUGUGUAACCUAUCGAGAUGUGCUACUUAGCUGAUCUGCGCAUGGUAAAGCAAGGUUAGGGUUAGGCUGCUUUCGAUUCGCACUAUGGUAGCGUUUUUCGAUAAAGCAGCAUAAAUCGCCAGAACACCGGCUCUACAGCACACCAACAUAAUUUGCUAAUUAGCUGACUAGUCAACGUUUGGACAAGGUUGGCUCACCGCUGUUAACUUGGCAGGACUCAAGGAUGCUCCAGGGCCUGUAUGGGAGCCUGGAUAAGGACAAGCCACUCAUCAGGGUGCCAUUUACAAACUUUGCUGUUGGGACAGUCUUAUUGGCCUUUACAGGUCUGAUAAUGUGCCUCGCCAUUUCACUAAUGUAUCACUUUCAAGAAUCAACAUAUACCCACUGUAACGUAGACAACUACCUUCCAUCCAUCAGUGCGUCCAUCAGCCUCGUCCCUGAGCGCUACAUUUGGCGAUGCUGUAUUGGCCUGCACUCAGCACCACGCUACCUGGUGGCAGUUGCCUACUUUAGCUUCUAUCGUAGUCGCUUCGCCAAGAGGCUGCUUGACCUGCUGCUCAGUGGCUUGGCACUGAUCUGCAGCCUGGCUGAGAAUACCGGCCUGUUGCUUCUCACAUAUGUGGCAUCCACAGAGACUUACAGUUUCCAUAAAAAUGGCUUCAUCGUGUUCAUUAUCAGCUCUCUGCUCCACAUGCUUAUCACAUGUCGACUGUGGCAUGUCAUCAAGGCGUACUGUGUGAACCCAGAGGAGGUGACGUCAUAUCUGUGGAAGGUUCGUCUGUUCCUGUUCAAUGUGAGCUGUUGCCUUGCUGCUGCAUACUUCUUUAGACGGCACAACAAGUACUGCGAACCAGGAAUCUACACUUUGUUUGCCUUGUGCGAGUACCUGGUGGUCUUGUCCAACAUGGCCUUCCACAUGACCGCCUUCUGGGAUUUUGGGAGCAAGGUGGUGAUGGUGGCCACCCUGCCUGAGGACAAACGCUACUGAUGGGGGAGUGCACUUCAGGAACGUAAGGAACGGAGCUCCGGUGACCCGAAGUGCCAGUGUACUGGAUGUGGAACAAGACACAUUUGCAGAGGGAAAGAAUCACCCUCACACACCGGUCCCCUUGUACAUGAUCGUCUGCAAAUUGGGUCAACCUGUCACAUGAUUCGUAAUGUCUUGAUGGGAAGCAUCUUGGUGCCCUUUUCCGAUCAUUUACGUCAUAUUAGUAGGUGGUAAUGUUUUCAACUGUGGUUGAGAUUUCAGUUGUUUCAUUUCAAGAAAGAAUACUGAUGCCCCUACUGUGGCGCUGUCUGAGUGUGUUAACAGGCUCAUCCAGUGCUCUUUGUUUAAAAAUAAAAUUUUAUCAGU